AUGUCGAGCAAGGAAGUUCCAGCAACGGUGCAUCAGGAAACCGAAUUUGCGCCGGCCAACGAGCGCGCAAAGGCUCAUGGCCAGCUUGGUGCUGCGCAUCUAUUCAUUGAGGACAGCGUGGGCAAUGUAACUGGCAGAGUUCUGAUACCCCGGCCAACCGAUGAUCCCAAAGAUCCUCUGACAUGGACCCGUACGAGGAAGGAAAUCGCUUUCUGGAGCAUCUCCUAUUUCAUAUUCCUGUCCAACUAUACUGUCGCCUCCAUCUCGCCAGGUCUGGUAGCUAUCCAGGAGCAUUUUGAAGUUACAGGCUCCUAUGCCUCUUACUUUAUCACCAUGCCCGUCUUGUUUAUCGGUAUCGGGAACCUUUUCUGGAUUCCUCUAUCUCGAAAGAUCGGCAAACGGCCUGUGCUCAUUCUCUCAUCGCUCACCUUUUUCCUCUCUUGUCUCUGGAGCGCCGUGGCCAAGUCUGGCGGCUCGAUGCUCGGGUCCAGAAUCAUUCAAGGGUUCGGUGCAAGCUGCCCUGAUGCCAUGGGUCCCGCAGUGGUUGCCGAUUUGUUCUUCGUCCACGAACGUGGCCAAAAACUCGGCUGGUACACACUCGUGAUUGCCUUUGGCAAUUCCUUCGGCGCCAUCUUUGCUGGUCUGAUCACCAACGCCACCCCGAACUGGAGAUGGAUCUUCUGGAUGGACGCCAUCGUCACCGGUGUCCUGUUCCUCCUGAUGGUGUUCGCCAUGCCAGAGACCAACUUCGAACGACCCACAGCAACAGAAAUGGGCGAGACCGAAGACUUGGCACCGGUUUUGACCCAAGAGAAGCGCUCUCACUUAAGUUAUGUGCAAUCGUUGAAGGUCACAAGCUUUUACGACAAAAAAACGAGCUUGCUGAAACACUUCUGGAGACCGCUUACUCUGACCGUGUACCCUGCCGUCUGGUAUGCCGGGCUGACUCAAGGUGUUGGUGUCGGCUGGGUCAUCCUUCAACAAACCGCAAACUCGAUCUUCUAUCCUGCCUUGUACAACUACAGCGGCCUCGCCGUCGGAAACAUCAAUGUUGCUAACAUCAUUUCCGCCUGUAUCGCCUGUCUUUACGGCGGCAUCGGUAGUGACAUGCUCGUAGCUUGGAUCACCAAGCGUAGGGGCGGCUACUUCCAGCCCGAGUACCGUCUCUGGGGGGCACUCCCGAUCUUCCCUUUCGUGCCCUUGAGCUUGAUGCUCUGGGGCUGUGCGCUCUACUACAAGCUCGAUCCCUUCGUGGGUAUCGCCGGCUUUGGCAUAACCUAUGGCGUGCUCUGCGCCAUCUCGCCCAUUGCCCUUACCUACCUGGUGGACUGCUAUCGACCUCUCGCUGGUGAGACGCUGACGAUCGCGACGGCGAUUAAGAACGUUUUCGCAUUCGGCAUUUGCUUCGCCGUCGUCCCUUGGAUUCAAAAGGAUGGUUUCAUCAAGGUUUCCGGCUAUAGCACCUUGAUUGAGGGCCUCAUUUUUGUAUCCACCAUUCCUCUCUAUAUCUACGGAGAGCGCAUUCGGAACUGGACCAGCAAGCUCAGCAUUUGA
Messenger RNA from Fonsecaea multimorphosa CBS 102226, 1554 nucleotides. RefSeq lists its product as uncharacterized. Lineage: Eukaryota; Fungi; Ascomycota; Eurotiomycetes; Chaetothyriales; Herpotrichiellaceae. Gene Ontology annotation, biological process: transmembrane transport. The coding region runs from base 1 to 1554 and encodes 517 amino acids. Gene Ontology annotation, molecular function: transmembrane transporter activity. The transcript has 9 exons. The record is from RefSeq and is a predicted model, not a curated record.